AGUGCCGCUCCCUGGUGGGGGCUGUUCAUGGCGGUUUCGGGGUCUCCAACAGCUGAGGUUGAAGUCCAAAAGCCUCCCGAGGCGGGGUCUGCAGAGUUUGAGGUUUUUGCUGGUGUGAAAUGACUGAGUACAAACUGGUGGUGGUUGGAGCAGGUGGUGUUGGGAAAAGUGCUUUGACGAUCCAGCUAAUCCAGAACCACUUUGUGGAUGAAUAUGAUCCCACCAUAGAGGAUUCUUACCGAAAACAAGUGGUGAUUGAUGGUGAGACCUGUCUGUUGGACAUACUGGACACAGCUGGACAAGAGGAGUACAGUGCCAUGAGAGACCAAUACAUGAGGACAGGCGAAGGCUUCCUCUGUGUGUUUGCCAUCAAUAAUAGCAAAUCGUUUGCAGAUAUUAACCUCUACAGGGAGCAAAUUAAGCGUGUGAAAGAUUCUGAUGAUGUACCCAUGGUGCUGGUAGGGAACAAGUGUGACUUGCCAACAAGGACAGUUGACACAAAGCAAGCCCACGAGCUGGCCAAGAGUUACGGAAUUCCAUUCAUUGAAACCUCAGCCAAGACCCGACAGGGUGUGGAGGAUGCCUUUUACACACUGGUAAGGGAGAUACGCCAGUACCGAAUGAAAAAGCUCAACAGCAGUGAUGAUGGCACUCAGGGUUGUAUGGGGCUGCCCUGUGUGCUGAUGUAGUAGAUCCCUUAAAAGUUCUGUCAUCAGAAAAGAGCCACUUUGAAGCUGCACUGAUAUCCUGGUUCUGACAUCCCUGGAGGAGACAUGUUCCUGCUGCUCUCUGCAUCUCAGAGAAGCUCCUGCUUCCUGCUUCCCCGACUCAGUUACUGAGCACAGCCAUCUAACCUGAGACCUCUUCAGAAUAACUACCUCCUCACUCGGCUGUCUGACCAGAGAAAUGGACCUGUUUCUCCCUAGUAGUUCUCUGCCCUGGGUUUCCCCUAGAAACAAACACAGCUGCCAGCUGGCUUUGUCCUCUGAAAAGCAGUUUACAUUGAUGCAGAGAACCAUGCCAUUCUGUUGACAACAGUUUCUUAAGCUCUAAGGUAACAAACAACUGCUGGUGAUUUUCCCCUUCCCCCAACUGUUGAACUUAGCUUUGUUAGUUUGAGGGGAAAAUGUCAUAAAUUACUUUCUUCCCAAAAUAUAAUUAAUGUUGCUGAUUGGUUUGUAAUGUGAUCAGCUAUAUUCUAUAAACUGGCAUCUGCUCUGUAUUCAUAAAUGAAACAUGAAUACUCUCAACUGCAUGCAAUUAAAUCCAACAUUCACAACAAAGUGCCUUUUUCCUAAAAGUGCUCUGUAGGCUCCAUUACAGUUUGUAAUUGGAAUAGAUGUUUCAAGAACCAUUGUAUAGUUAAGUGACUAUGAGCCAUCUACCUUUAAGGGCAAGGUGUAUACCCGAUGGCAGAUGCUCUGUAUAUGUACAUGAAGAUAGUUUCCCUGUUUGGGAUUCUCCCGGGAGAAAGAUGGAACUGAAAGAAAUUCUGAAUAAUUUCAUUUAAUUCUAGCUAAUCUUUUUUUUUUUUUUCCUUUUUUGGUAGGUUAUCACCUAUAAAUAUUUGUAAUUUCUUCUAGCUUACUGAUAAUCUAAUAAUUAAUGAGCUUCCAUUAUAAUAAAUUGGUUCAUACCAGGAAGCCCUCCAUUUAUAGUAUAGAUACUGUAAAAAUUGGCAUGUUGUUACUUUAUAGCUGUGAUUAAUGAUUCUUCAGACCUUGCUGAGAUAUAGUUAUUAGCAGGCAGGUUAUAUCUUUGCUGCAUAGUUUCUUCGUGGAAUAUAUAUCUGUAUGUGGAGAGAGCAUGGCCCUCAGUUCCCUCCUCAGCAUCCCUCAUCUCUCAGCCCAGAGCAGUUCGAGCAUCCUAUAGGAGCUUGGAUAAUUAUCUCGGUUGAAUAAACCAUGGUGCUAAUGGACCAGGUCAUGGUUUCAAAACUUGAACAAGCCAGUUAGCAUCACAGAGAAACAGUUCAUUCAUAUUUGCUCCCUGCCUAUUAUUCCUGCUUAUAGACUUUUGCCUGAUGCCUGCUGUUAGCACUACAAGGAUAAAACUUAGUGUGGUUCUAUACCAGGACUAGAAAUACCUGGUUAGCUCUGGGGUAAGCCUAGAUAUCUUUACAUUUUCAGACCCCUUAUUUUUAACCACAUGGAAACUGAAGCCAGAGUUCAUACCUACAUCUCUUGCCCCCCCCAUUAGAUUAAUGUUCUUUAUAUAGCUUUUUAAAAGUAUUUAAAACAUAUCUAUAAGUUAGGCUGCCAACUAACAAAAGCUAAUGUGUUUGUUCAAAUAAAGAGGUAUCCUUUGCUACUUGAGAAAAGAAUGUAAAAUGCCAUUAAUUGUCACUUAGAGGCUUGGUAUUUGUGGUAAUGCCCUGAUAAUUCAUUGGUGGGUUUUGUUUGUCAUGUGAUACUUAACAUAAAACUCAGCUCAGUGAUUCUAAUGAAAACAUAAAUUGGAUACCUUGAUUGAAAAAAGCAAUCCUUAUUCCAAAAUGGCCAUUUUCUCUUUUGAUCUUGUAAUGCCUAAAAAUCUGAGAUCCUUGGGAUUCUUUUGUUUAUAACAGGAUCUUGCUGUGUAGUCCUGGAUGGCCUCAAACUCACAACACUCUUCCUGGAUCAUACCUACAUACCUACAUACUUGGGAGAUUGCUCCCAAGUGCUGGGAUUACAGGCACAUUCCACCACACACACCUUGCUGAUCUAGUUCCUAAUGAAUUUUCAUUAAGUAAAUUCCCCAUCACCUUGAAACUAAUCAAAAGGGGGAAGAAACAUUUGCUAUGCUCCUGAGUGCUAACGCUGGGAUCAUUCAACGGGGUUUGCAUUCCUAGGCAAACUGCUGCCUUUUACAAUAAGACUCAGUCAUCUUCCUGAAGCUGCUGAGGCCAGCACUUGGUCUUGUUUUGUUUUAAUGUGUCUAUAUGACUGAUGGUGGAUCCCUAAAUAGUUUACUAAACUCCAGUUAAGGAGAAAGUUACUCCCCUUGACCCGUUAGACCAUAUCCUGUGUGUGUGUAUGUUCGUGGUUUCCAGUAUGAACACAGAAACAAAUGGAGCCAAUUCAGGCUUCAGAUGCCCUUACUAGCAUAUAUUCCCACAGGGUGUGGGUUUUGGCACAACAGUGACGAGCUUAAAAGCCAAGUAAGUCCAGUUGGUGUAGUAUCAAAGUGUUUUCAGAGUAAUUAGUGAAGAUCUGGUUUACCUCAAAGUCGCCAAGCCUCUCUUCCUGAAUUUAAGUGCCUGGCUGGCAGUCACAAAUUAAUAUGUUGCUGUAAGGCAGUUAGUUGAAGCUUUGUUCACACAUUGGAGAGUAUGAAAAUGAAGUGUUCUAUCUAAGAGCUCUGAUACUGGAUCUGUAUGAACCUGGUAAAUGCCGUUUGUCCAGGACUUAGCGUGUGUGAGUUGGUAACUCAAUAUGAGUUUACUAGUUCCGCAGGAUUGUCAUGUGUACAAUGGAGGCAGGUUUGUUUUAGCCCACCACCUGUAGAAUCAACCUUUAAACUGCUGUGAACUGUGACAUGACUUGAAGACAAAUGUUUGUUUUCCCCAUUACAGAAUGUGUGAGUUUGGUUUUAUCUUCCUUUGUAUUUAGUCAUAAACUCUCAAGCUGGCAGCUCCGACCAAGGAUCAGAAGGUGCGUCCCGCCUGGUGGGAUUAGCUCAGCUCUUUAUGAGAAGUGGAGUUAAUAAUGGAAAACGUUUUGCCUGGGGUGGUUUCUAUUUAAAAGAGAGGGAUGAUAAUUCGUGAACAUUAGUUUUUAUUUUGCUAUUUCUUUAAGCUGACUGAUGUGCCACAAAAUGAUUUUAAGGUAUUUGUGUUUUAAGAGUGUUCUCAUGAGAUUAGUUGUAGAUAUUUUUAAAAAUACAACUGUUUUUUUAAAUCUGAGUAUUGCUCUAAGCAAGUGUUUAAACUCUUAAGAGACGGGAAGGUGGAUGGGAGUUGUUUGGCUUUUGUAUUUCUGUGCCGUCAAAUAUAGGUCAGAACGUCAACUGUACAAUCCUGCUGUUUAAAGAACUAUUGGCCUCUGUGGCCCUCAUGAAGAGGCUGAUAUUUUAAGUUGACUGUUUUAUUGUAAAUUAAUCAUUCUAAUUUUUAAAGACUUGAUUGACUGUUUUCCUUGUUAAAUAAUUUUAAAAAUAAAAAACUGGAAGUUCUUUGCUUAACUGUAUUUUCCCCACUGCCUUAGGGUUUCUACUGCUGUUAAGAGACACCAUGACCACAGCAACUGUGAUAAAGAAAACAUUUAGUUGGGGCUGGCUUACAGCGACGGAGGUUUAGUCAGUUACGGUCACGGUGGGAAGCAUGGCAGCGUGCAGGCAGACACAGUGCUGGAGAAGGGGCUGAGAGUGCUACAUCUUGAUCUGAAAACAGAAGAAAAAGACUGCCACACUAGACAUAAGUAGCCUUGGAGACCUCAAAGCCUGUCCUCACAGUGACACACUUCUUCCAGCAGGGUCACACAUUCAAACCACCACACCCACCCAGGUCUGUUCUAGGGAAUGAUAUUUCAGAUAUUGAUGUUCUGUUUGGGCAGUGCAGGGGAGACUCAAGAUCCUCAUUUGUUCUCGGUAUAGUCAGUGGCCUCCUUGGCCUCUAAGGAUUGUUUUUUGUGGUUUUUGUUACUCUGGGCCCAUUGUGUUGAAGGGAGCAUUCCUUUUGAGUAGCAUAAUGAAGUUUGUCAGGGUCCUGUGUCACCCUGCCAGAGCCUGAGUCUUCCCUUGUACCAAGCACACAGCUACACUGUUCGUUACCUGUUCUGGGGUUCUUUGGCUCAUCCGUGUAUCAGUAGCACAGUUUACCUAGAGACUCAACAUGCGAGAGUACUGUAAUCAUAUUACUGUGUUCAUUAUGGGAGCUGUUAAGCUCUUACUGUGCCCACUUUUUAGAUUGAUUUUUAUCAUACAUGCACAUGUAUGUCUGUCCAGGAAGAAACAGUGU
Molecule: messenger RNA, 4936 nt
Organism: Mus pahari (shrew mouse)
Lineage: Eukaryota; Metazoa; Chordata; Mammalia; Rodentia; Muridae
Gene: Nras
Product: NRAS proto-oncogene, GTPase
Exons: 7
Coding region: 120-689 (189 amino acids)
Biological process (GO): Ras protein signal transduction
Cellular component (GO): plasma membrane
Molecular function (GO): GDP binding; GTP binding; GTPase activity
Source: RefSeq, a predicted model, not a curated record